This is a messenger RNA of Amoebophrya sp. A25, 346 nucleotides long. The record is from the annotation of a GenBank genome assembly. Lineage: Eukaryota; Dinophyceae; Syndiniales; Amoebophryaceae.
CUCCACUCGGCAUCACGUAUAUGUCCGUGUCAAUGGUCGUGUAUUCGUUCACGUUCAUCGCCUCGAUUCCGAACUUCGAAUGUCUUGGCCACAUAGACGACACGAUUAGACAGGACGCGAUAGAUUAUGGGUGUAGGGAGUCCAUCUCCAAAAGUCAUCUCGAGGAACAAGACAAAAGAAAAAUGGCACUCAGAUGAUCCCUGAUAUGAACUCCCUACACCUCUAAAUAGCAAAUGACAUCAAUGCCGGUGGGGGCAGCUUGAAGCAUGACGCUCAGUGGUUGAGUCCUAGCGGCAGUGGACGAGAAACUGUUUGGACAAGUGCAGGACCGGGAAGUCAAGUAGAG